This is a messenger RNA of Klebsormidium nitens, 168 nucleotides long. NCBI's taxonomy places the organism in Eukaryota, Viridiplantae, Streptophyta, Klebsormidiophyceae, Klebsormidiales, Klebsormidiaceae. The record is from the annotation of a GenBank genome assembly.
CGGUCGAAGCACAUUGACGUGAUUCACCACUUUGCACGAGAGCGCGUAGCACGUUCGGGGGUCGCGUUCGCGUACUGCAGGACGGAGGACAUGACGGCUGACAUCAUGACCAAGGCGCUGGGACCGGGAAAGUUCAAGAAGUGCAAGAGCGAGAUAGAAAUAGCAUAG